Molecule: messenger RNA, 1014 nt
Organism: Aspergillus melleus
Lineage: Eukaryota; Fungi; Ascomycota; Eurotiomycetes; Eurotiales; Aspergillaceae
Product: FAD-binding oxidoreductase
Exons: 1
Coding region: 1-1014 (337 amino acids)
Molecular function (GO): FAD binding
Source: RefSeq, a predicted model, not a curated record
AUGUCAUCCUAUGUUCUCUAUGUCCUAGGUGCCCUGGGUCUCUGGGGGGCUAGCGAGCACAGUCAACGCGCAUCAUCCUGUGAUCAACUGGCUUCUGUGCUCGCGGGUAAGGUCUUCCCUCCUAUUUCGGCCACCUACAAUGAGUCCGUCGGCUCGUACUUCAGUUUCCAGGAGCAGAACGUGCGACCGGCCUGCGUCGUCCGCCCGACCGAUGCUCAAGAUGUUGCCGCGAUCGUCAAGACGAUGGCGCGCACGUAUCGUGAGUCGGGCGAACGGUUCGCCAUCCGCAGUCAUGGCCAUAUGCUCUCCGCCGAAGCCGCCAAUAUUCAGGAUGGAGUGACCGUUGACCUCCGGUCUCUCCACCAAGUCACCGUCAGUCAAGGCCGAUCAACUGUGCGGAUCGGAUCUGGAGCCUCGUGGCUGCAGGUUUACCAGACCUUGGACCCUCUGCGUAUCACCGUCGCGGGCGGACGAGACGCCUCCAUCGGCGCCGGCGGAUUCCUCACGGGCGGAGGAAUCUCUGCGAUCAGCCCCGCCGUCGGCUGGGGCUGCGACGAGGUGGUCGAGUAUGAGAUUGUGCUGGCAAAUGGCGAGAUCACCGUCGUCACCGAGGCCUCGCAUGCCGAUCUUUUUGUGGCGCUCAAGGGUGGAUCCAACAACUUUGGCGUCAUCACUCACUUCCGCAUGAAAGCCCAUCCAUACCGCCAGAUCUGGGGCGGCUUCACGGCCUACUCGGGCGACGAAAUACCGCGUCAGAUCCAGGCCUACGCUGAGUUUAUGGAGUCUAAGCAUUUCGAUCCCAAUGCCAACCUCGUGCAGUCGUACGGCUGGACCUCUGCGCAGCCAGCUGUCUUCGUGACGGACAUUAUCCUCUAUGCCAAACCCGAGCCUUAUCCGCCCGUCUUCCGGUCCCUGGUAAAUAACGAGACGCUGCUUUAUAGCACGCUACGUCGGACUAAUCUGUCGGACUUCGCUAUUGAGGAAGAUAGCUAUCAAGUCCCAGGACUUUUGUAA